Cyprinodon variegatus (sheepshead minnow) is the source of this 2315-nucleotide messenger RNA. It is a transcript of the gene zc3h12aa, whose product is annotated as ribonuclease ZC3H12A-like. Bases 155 to 2014 code for a protein of 619 amino acids. NCBI's taxonomy places the organism in Eukaryota, Metazoa, Chordata, Actinopteri, Cyprinodontiformes, Cyprinodontidae. The record is from RefSeq and is a predicted model, not a curated record. Gene Ontology annotation, molecular function: mRNA binding; RNA endonuclease activity; metal ion binding. Gene Ontology annotation, biological process: 3'-UTR-mediated mRNA destabilization; nuclear-transcribed mRNA catabolic process, RNase MRP-dependent. The transcript has 6 exons. Gene Ontology annotation, cellular component: cytoplasmic ribonucleoprotein granule; nucleus.
AGUGUCAAACUUGACUAUACUCCAACACACACAGCAGGAUCCAGGUAAAAUUCCUAAAUGGAGCACGAAGACACAAAACAAACAGGACAGUCAGUUAAAGAAUAUCACACUGAAGGAGCUGUAAUUCAUCUUGUAUCCUGCUAAAACGGGCCCCAUGGAGUUCAGGAUGGACCAGCUGCUCCCCGGUGAAUUUUUCGACUCAGAUCUCCAGGAACAAGAAAAUGAGGAUCUCCAGCUUAGAGUGGACUUCUUCAGGAAACUGGGGUACUCCACAGCAGAGGUGAAAGCUGCUUUGAGAAAGCUGGGCCUAAGUACAGACACCAAUGCAGUGCUUGGGGAGCUCGUAAGAAACAGAACCACCAAGACAUCACCCUGUGCUUCAGACAAUGAUGAGACGCAUCCGAAAGACCCCCUGCUGCCUCCAAGCUGGGACACUGGGACCUACAAAAUCCCACCACAACUCAGUGACAAAAAGACUGAAGAUUCAGAGCUGAGGCCGAUUGUUAUUGAUGGCAGCAAUGUUGCCCUGAGUCAUGGAAACAAGGAAGUGUUCUCAUGUCGGGGCAUAGAGUUGGCAGUGGAUUUCUUCCUGGACAGAGGACAUGAUAAUAUUACUGUGUUUGUUCCCUCUUGGCGCAAAGAGCUGCCCCGAGCUGAUGCCCCUAUAACAGAUCAACACAUUCUGCUAGAGCUUGAAAAACAGAAAAUACUGGCCUUCACUCCGUCACGCCGCGUUGGUGGCAAGCGAGUGGUUUGUUACGAUGACCGCUUCAUUGUCAAAUUGGCGUAUGAGUCAGAUGGAGUGAUUGUGUCCAACGACACCUACCGUGAUCUUCAAGGAGAAAAACCUGAGUGGAAGAAAUGCAUCGAGGAGAGGCUCCUCAUGUACUCAUUUGUGAAUGAUAAGUUCAUGCCUCCAGAUGAUCCUUUGGGUCGACAUGGACCUAACCUGGACAACUUUCUUAGAAAAAAGCCCCUGCCUGUGGAGCAAAAGAAAGUACCCUGUCCUUAUGAUAAAAAGUGCACUUAUGGCAUCAAGUGUAAGUACUACCAUCCUAAGCGGGCAAAUCACUCCUACCUGUCCCUGGCUGAUGAACUUAGAGAGAAAGCUCAGAUUUCUUCUGGAAAAGAGGAGAGAAAGGCAAGAUCAUCAGUCAACUAUCUUCAAACUGACCCUGAGCCUUCUCAUCUUAGACAAACCUAUCAAAAGAUUCGGGAUCAAAAGAGUUCCUCUGUUUCUGAUCACAUUCUUGAAAACAAACCACUGCAUUGGGAAGACUUAAGAAAAAGCCCCAACCAAAUGCUGUCUUCAGUAAAUGGGGGGAAGUGUCAGAAAGAAUAUCUUGGGCUGCACUUCAUGCCAAAUCAUUAUCAUCCAAACAUAUCUCAGGAAUAUUUAGAUUCUGGGUUUGGCUCCUUUGAGAGCCAUUACUCUGACAUGCAUCCAUCCCUCAGCUGUACCCACACACUUGGACCUCAGCAUCAGAGCCCCUUUGUGGCAUCCCAGCAUGCCUCACUUCAUGUGGAAAAGAAAAGCUAUCACUGUGGAGGAUGUUGUUCCCAUCCUCAACACCAGAGCAACAUUGAAUGCAGUCAGCCUCUCUACAACACUUACCAUCCAAAUAUGUUCCAACACUGUGUACAUCAGCAAAGGAGUCUACCCGCUCAUUUCCAUAACAGUGGAGCACCCUCCCUCCAUCAUAAUUACUGGUCAGAUCCCUUUCUGUGUGCCCCCCAAGCCAGAGCAUCAUGCCCCAUCCCGUCUUUGUCCUAUCCUUCAUGUUGCCACAACGCCUGCUGCUCCUACAAGAAUCCUCAAUACCAAACCUGGGGCCAACAACAACCACCACCUUCUGCUGCAUUCAGUCAACAGAGAUCAGAGAUGCGCAAGAAGCUGCAUGCCAUCUUCAACCCUCUCCAAGUGGAUCAGGUCAUGGAGAUGUUUCCACACCUGAUGGAUGCAGAAAAGCUGGCUGCAGAGAUCCUGAACAUGAAAGCGCAGGGGAUGAUCUGAUGGGUUCUCUUCAACCUGAAAUCUCAAGAAUAAUUGGGAUAAUCUCAUUAAGAACCUCAAAUCUUAAUGCUGUAUAGAACCACAUUAAUGUUGUUUUAUAACAGCAGUUCAGAUCAUGAGUGUCAAUUCUUGCUAUUAAUGCAUAUUUCUAACCGGGCUCAUUUAAGUGUGUGAAGACAGAACAGGUUAACUGAUUACUGUCAUUGUUUUUGUGUUUUUUUCGAGAAACAGUAUUUCUCAAAAAAAAAGCAAAUAAUACAAGGCCCAACUACACCAUUGUUGAGUGCUAAAAUUAGGAUUA